This is a messenger RNA of Spea bombifrons (plains spadefoot toad), 1498 nucleotides long. It is a transcript of the gene TPH1, whose product is annotated as tryptophan hydroxylase 1. The transcript is spliced from 11 exons. Gene Ontology annotation, cellular component: neuron projection. Gene Ontology annotation, molecular function: tryptophan 5-monooxygenase activity; iron ion binding. NCBI's taxonomy places the organism in Eukaryota, Metazoa, Chordata, Amphibia, Anura, Pelobatidae. Gene Ontology annotation, biological process: aromatic amino acid metabolic process; serotonin biosynthetic process. The record is from RefSeq and is a predicted model, not a curated record. The coding region runs from base 51 to 1496 and encodes 481 amino acids.
GAGGGGAUUGUGUGUCCGACCCGCUUAAUACAGAACCGACCCAGAGCGGCAUGUACUCCAACAGAACCGGCAGACCCCGGAGAGUGAAGUCCUUCGACUCCAUGAACACAAGCUUCGAGGAAAACCAGAUCAACAAUGAGAUAAUAAAAUCGAAUUAUAUGAAGAUUGACGACAAUAAGGAAAACAAUGAGAACUUGCCCGAAAGAAGUCGGUCGUCCUUUGUGUUUUCAUUAAAAAAUGAAGUUGGCGGCCUCGUCAAAGCACUGAAACUUUUUCAGGAAAAGCAUGUAAAACUCAUCCACAUUGAGUCUCGGAAAUCGAAAAGGAGGAACUCGGAGUUCGAGAUCUUCGUGGACUGCGACAGCAACAGAGAACAGCUGAGCGAGAUCUUCCAGUUGUUGAAACCUCACGUCAACGUGAUAACGAUGAACCCACCCGAGAACUUCAGCGUUCCCGAGGAGGACAUGGAGUGCGUCCCGUGGUUCCCCAAGAAGAUCUCAGACCUGGACAGAUGCGCCAACAGAGUUUUGAUGUACGGCUCUGACCUGGACGCCGACCACCCUGGUUUCAAAGACAACGUCUAUCGGAAGAGACGAAAAUACUUUGCGGAUAUCGCUAUGAACUACAGACACGGUGACCCAAUCCCACGCAUCGAAUUUACCGAAGAAGAAGUGAAGACGUGGGGCACGGUGUUUCGAGAGCUCAAUAAGCUCUAUCCCACCCACGCCUGCCGGGAAUAUCUGAAGAACCUGCCUCUGCUGUCCAAGUACUGCGGCUACCGAGAAGACAAUAUUCCUCAGCUGGAAGACAUCUCCAAAUUCCUUAAAGAACGCACUGGAUUUACCAUUCGCCCGGUGGCUGGAUAUCUGUCUCCGAGAGAUUUCUUGGCAGGAUUAGCGUUCCGGGUUUUCCACUGCACCCAGUAUAUCCGACACAGCUCCGACCCGCUAUAUACUCCUGAACCGGACACUUGCCACGAGCUCCUGGGCCACGUACCCCUCCUAGCAGAACCCAGUUUCGCCCAGUUCUCGCAGGAAAUCGGAUUCGCAUCUCUGGGCGCGUCUGAUGAAGCCAUUCAGAAACUCGCCACGUGUUACUUUUUCACGGUUGAGUUUGGUCUGUGCAAACAAGAAGGAAAGCUCAAGGUGUACGGCGCGGGGCUGCUGUCCUCCAUAAGUGAGCUCAAGCAUUCAUUGUCCGGCCAGGCCAAAAUAAAGCCUUUCGAUCCCACCGUGACCUGCAGCCAGGAGUGCAUCAUCACCACCUUCCAAGAAGUCUACUUUGUCUCGGAAAGUUUCGAGGAGGCUAAAGAGAAGAUGAGGGAAUUUGCAAAAACCAUCAAGCGGCCCUUUGGACUGAAGUACAACCCGUAUGCGCAAAGCGUGCAGAUCCUCAAGGACACCAGGAGCAUCACGGCCGUCGUGGACGAGCUACGGCAUGAGCUGGACAUCGUCAGUGACGCCCUGAGUAAAAUGAGCAGGCAGCUCGGGGUUUAGGA